Messenger RNA from Coniosporium apollinis CBS 100218, 1731 nucleotides. RefSeq lists its product as uncharacterized. Gene Ontology annotation, biological process: transmembrane transport. Gene Ontology annotation, cellular component: membrane. Bases 1 to 1731 code for a protein of 576 amino acids. Gene Ontology annotation, molecular function: transmembrane transporter activity. The transcript has 3 exons. The record is from RefSeq and is a predicted model, not a curated record. NCBI's taxonomy places the organism in Eukaryota, Fungi, Ascomycota, Dothideomycetes.
AUGGACACGAAACGCGCAAGUGUCGUAUCGGCGUCGCGCCGCCACAAGAGUGUGGGCGAUGAGCCUGUGACCUCGGUGCUUCCGAACGGCGAUGUACCGUACGAUCCGGACAACCCCGACCUCGGUGCGGACGAUGAGGUCCUGGCUGCGCUUGGAUACAAGCCGGAAUUCAGGCGCGAAUUCAACCUCUUCACGACAUUCUGUGUCAGCUUUGCCGUUUUGGGGUUGCUUCCCAGCUUCGCCAGCACGCUAUACUAUGGUAUGGGCUACGCCGGGACUGCUGGGAUGACAUGGGGCUGGCUGCUCGCCAUGAUUGGGAUUCAGAGCGUCGCGAUGUCAAUGGCAGAGCUGUGCUCGUCCAUGCCGACAAGUGGGGGUCUUUACUACGCAGCGGCCGUCCUUGCGCCUAAGGGAUGGGGACCGUUCGCCGCCUGGAUCACUGGAUGGUCCAACUGGUUGGUCCAGGUAACGGCUGCUCCAUCUGUCAAUUACGGUGCGGCUGCUAUGAUGCUGGCUUCUGGAUCUAUCAUGAAUCCGGAAUACGUUCCCACAAACUACCAGACCUUCCUGCUCACGAUACUCCUGAUGAUCGUCCACGGAGUCAUGGCAUCUUUGCCGACCAAGUGGUUGGCGCAGGUCAAUGCGGCUGGCUCAACGUUCAACAUGGUUGCGCUUGUAGUCGUCAUUAUCCUCAUUCCUGCGGCGACGGACAGAGAGUCACGAGGAUUGCCUAAAUUUGCCCCUUCUGGUGAAGUGUGGGGUACUAUAUACGAGGGCACGACAUUCCCAGCAGGCAUCUCGGUGCUGAUGUCAUUUCUUGGAGUUAUUUGGACAAUGUCCGGAUAUGACAGCGCGUUCCACUUGGCGGAGGAGUGCAGUAAUGCCAACCUUGCGUCACCGAGAGCCAUUGUCUUGACUUCCAGCGUUGGCGGGAUCACAGGCUGGUUUCUGCAGAUGGUCGUUGCUUAUACCGUUGUGAACAUCGACGAAGUACUGGAGUCUGAAUUGGGCCAGCCUUUUGCGGCAUACCUUAUCCAGUGCGUACCGCAGCGGAUCGCCAUCACCAUCCUUGCGCUCACCAUCAUCGCCGGCUUCUUCAUGGGUCAAGGAUGCAUGAUCGCAGCCUCGCGAGUCACGUUCGCUUACGCACGAGAUGACUGCUUUGGUCCGCUGUCGAACCUUUUGAAGACAGUCAACACGGUUACACGGACGCCAGUCAACGCCGUGUGGUUCAAUGCUUUCAUCGGCAUGCUGCUUCUACUACUGAUCUUCGCCGGCGAACUCGCCAUCGGAGCCCUCUUCUCUGUCGGCGCCAUUGCUGCAUUCGUUGCCUUUACAAUCCCUAUCUUCAUCCGCGUCUGUUUCGUUCGAGACCGGUUCCGGCCCGGCCCAUGGAAUCUGGGCAAGCUCAGCAUCCCGAUUGGCAUUGUCGCUUCUGCUUUUGUGGCGCUUAUGGUUCCGAUCAUGUGUUUCCCGUGGACUACAGUACCAGAGGGGUUAACGGUUGAGGAUAUGAACUGGACGGCCCUUGUAUAUGGUGGUCCGAUGCUAUUCAUCCUCAUCUGGUGGUUCGUCUCAGCGCGGAAGUGGUUUAAGGGACCAAAGGUUAAUGUGGCACACAUGAUGCUGGGAGACGACAUAGUGGAGGGAGAGAUGAUCAGAGAUAGCGACGCAGGCAGCGCUACUACUCCUCCGUUGACGAAGGGCAUGGAGAAUACCAAAGGCCUGUAG